GGCAUGGCUCAGUCACAAGUUAUUUUAGGGGGAUACUUUCAUUGAAGCGUCACCGCUGAUGGCGAGAUGGACUUUACUUAAGCCAGCCUGGAUCACACAAUGCCACUGUGGGAUAGAAGCACACAGACGUGAAUCAAGAUGCCAAACUGGGGAGGCGGUGCAAAGUGUGCAGCCUGUGAGAAGACCGUCUACCAUGCAGAGGAGAUGCAGUGUAAUGGGAGAAGCUUCCAUAAAACCUGCUUCAUGUGCAAGAGCUGCAGAAAAGGGCUGGACAGCACCACGGUAGCCGCGCACGAGUCCGAGAUCUACUGCAAAUCUUGCUACGGCAAAAAAUACGGGCCAAAAGGUUACGGAUACGGGCAAGGGGCUGGAGCUCUGAGCUCUGAUCCUGUUGGACAGCAUGUCAACGUGCAGCCUGAUGACUCUAAACCACGGCAAUCCUCCACAAAUUCCACUUCCAACAAGUUUUCCCAGAAGUUCGGAGGCUCCGACCGCUGCCCUCGCUGCUCCAAAGCUGUCUAUGCAGCAGAGAAAGUGAUGGGAGCAGGGAAGCCUUGGCAUAAAACCUGCUUCCGCUGCGCUAUGUGCGGUAAAAGUCUGGAGUCGACCACAGUGACUGACAAGGAUGGAGAGAUCUACUGUAAAGUUUGCUAUGCCAAAAACUUUGGGCCAAAAGGAUUUGGACUGGGGAAUGCCGCCAUGUUGGAGGAACGAGAGUGAACACUGCUUGGAAGUCAUGAAGCAUUAACAAUUAUCCAUGGAGUCACUUACUUUGCUCUGGUUUAUGUUUGUAAUAAACCAUAUUUGUACCAAAA
Molecule: messenger RNA, 815 nt
Organism: Phyllopteryx taeniolatus (common seadragon)
Lineage: Eukaryota; Metazoa; Chordata; Actinopteri; Syngnathiformes; Syngnathidae
Gene: csrp3
Product: cysteine and glycine-rich protein 3 (cardiac LIM protein)
Exons: 6
Coding region: 139-720 (193 amino acids)
Biological process (GO): sarcomere organization; muscle tissue development; cardiac muscle contraction
Cellular component (GO): cytoplasm; Z disc; nucleus
Molecular function (GO): actinin binding; structural constituent of muscle
Source: RefSeq, a predicted model, not a curated record